AUGAAGUAUUUACAAAUGAGCCUCCUUGUGUUAUUUCUCUUAAUUUCUUCUAGUAUUAUAUCAACAACAAACUGUCUAGGGGGAACAAGAAACAUAUCAAAGGAAGAAGCCGAUGAUAUAGAAAUCGAGGGACAACUAAGAAUUUUAAACAAAAAGCCAGUCAAAACCAUCAUAAACGAGAUUGGUGGCGUAAUAGAUUGCAUCGACAUUCAUAAGCAACCAGCAUUUGAUAAUCCAUUGCUCAAGGAUCAUAAAAUUCAGAUGAAUCCAAGCUCAAUUCCAGGAGAGACAAGAACUAAAAAUGUUUUAGCAUCCUCUAUCUUUCAUGGGCUACAGAGGGAACGAUGUCCUUCAGGAACAGUACCUAUACGCAGAACAACUAGAGAAGACUUGGUUAACACUAAAUAUUUCGUAAAGACAGCCGGACUAAAGGGUGCAAACGGAUAUCCUAACACUGUUUACCAUUUCAGUACUUCUCAAAUUUGGAUUGUAAAUUCAUCUCCAGAAGAAACAAAUGGUAUUGAAUUCGGAAUAAUGACUGAUGGGCACAAUCCUACUGGUUGUCACAAUAUGUUGUGCCCUGGAUUCGUUCAAGUCAGUAAGGACGUAUUUUUGAAUAAUCAGUUUACGCACUUGUCAACAUAUGGGGAAAAAGUAUAUGAGGCAUAUCUUGCGGUAUACCGGGCUCAAGAUAGUGGUCACUGGUGGUUAAGAGUCGGACCGAAUGCUGAUGUAACUGAUGAUGUAGGAUACUGGCCAAAUGAACUCUUUACAACUUUAAAAACGAGUGCAGUGUCUGUACGAUAUGGUGGACUUGUAGGUUCACUAUCUCAAGAAUCAAAACCGCCGAUGGGAAAUGGAUAUUUUCCUCAACUUAACGACCAUAGGAAAACAGCUUUCAUGAGACUAUUGAGUUAUGCAAACGAGACCGGAAACCUUGUUGAUGUAGACUCACACUCAGUAAAAACUAUGAUUACUGCGAAACUGGAAUGCUACAGUAUCAUAUAUGCUCGUCAGAUAGAGCGUUGGGAGAACCAUAUGGUGUAUGGUGGACCUGGUGGUAUGUGUCACUAG
Papaver somniferum (opium poppy) is the source of this 1074-nucleotide messenger RNA. RefSeq lists its product as uncharacterized. The record is from RefSeq and is a predicted model, not a curated record. The transcript has 6 exons. The coding region runs from base 1 to 1074 and encodes 357 amino acids. NCBI's taxonomy places the organism in Eukaryota, Viridiplantae, Streptophyta, Magnoliopsida, Ranunculales, Papaveraceae.